GGAGCCCAACCUGUUGCUGCGGCGGCCGAGCGGGGAAGGAGGGCGGUCGGCCGCCCCGGAGGAGGGCUUUGUCUGCGCCCGGCUCCGCUCCCCCCGCCGCCGCUCCCGCUCCCUCUGCCCGCCCGCUUCUCGCUCUCGCUCUCCCUCUCGCUGUGGUUUUUGUAAGGUAGGUUGCAGCGCGUGUGUGUGUACACAACAUCGAGAGCAGGAAAAUGGACUCAUUAGGGAGGCAGGCGGUCGGGAGCGCUCGCGCUGUAGUGCCGGGGAGACGGAGGCUAUGAGGAGGCAAACUGAGGACGGGGGAACAAGCUGCAUAAAAAAGAAGUGUUGAGAGCUGCUCUUAACCCUUUUGGAGCCCGAAGUCAAAAGGGAACUAGAGGGCUUGACACAUCCCUUGCAUCUUCCAUUUACUCUGACCGCAGUCCCUCCCUGUUCUCACAAGUGGAGCUAAGCCCUGCUUCCCUUCCUCUUGAUUCCCAGACUGCUACAUGACUGCCUGAAGUUACAUUGUAGAUGCUGAAAUCACUGCACCUUAAAAACAAAAAGAUUAAGCUGCGCUGCAUUCUUAUUUAUAGAGGCAUGUUAUAGAAAUAUGUAUUAAGAAGUCCCUGGGUCCUAGGAGAACAUAUCAAGUUGACUCUGGCUAGAAGCAAACAAAUUACCUUCGUGGUCCUGGUCCUUUGGUUCCACGCAAUUAUCGACUGAGCUGAAGGAGAUCUCCCUAUAGCUCAGUGGUUGGCAGUUUUCCUCAACUUUGCAAGAGAGAGAGAGAGAGAUUUGGUUGGAAUGAAACCUUGCUCUUCGUACGGUCCACUUGAGAUGCAGCUUUGAAAGAUCACUCACAAUCAAUUUGUGGCCUUCCUCUGAAGGAACCUUUCCUGACUCUUGUGUGAGGAAACUGAGGCAUAGAGAUUCUGAGUGACUUUUCUAAGUGCACAAAGCAAGUCAGUGGCAGAGCCAGGAAGAUAACCUGGGAAUGCUGGAUCCCAGUGCCACGUGCUGACAGUUAGGAAACACUACCCCUCUGAAUACACAGCCUCUCUCUGUUCCCUGCCCCAAUGAACGUGUGCACUAAGUCCAAGGCCUGGAGUAAUUUACCUGAGGAGUGAUACCAUUUGGAAACCACUGAAGAAACCCAAGACAGCUGAAAACCAGAAGGCGUCUGAGGAGAAUGAGAUUACUCAGACGGGUGCAUGCAGCGCCAAGCCAGGCCUUCCCUGCCUGAACCUUGAAGCUGUUCCGUCUCUGAGCCCGGCCCUCAUCUACUCACCACAUUCACCAACAAACUUACACGCACACACAAGGUCAUCUGAUUGUAACAUCAGUUGCAAGGGGAUGACAGAGCGCAUUCAUAGCAUCAACCUUCACAACUUCAGCAAUUCUGUGCUCGAGACCCUCAACGAGCAGCGCAACCGUGGCCACUUCUGUGACGUGACGGUCCGCAUCCACGGGAGCAUGCUACGCGCCCACCGCUGCGUGCUGGCGGCUGGCAGCCCCUUCUUCCAGGACAAGCUGCUGCUGGGCUACAGUGACAUCGAGAUUCCCUCAGUGGUGUCAGUCCAGUCUGUGCAAAAGCUCAUUGACUUCAUGUACAGUGGGGUGCUGCGGGUCUCGCAAUCAGAGGCCCUCCAAAUUCUUACAGCUGCCAGCAUCCUACAGAUCAAGACUGUGAUUGAUGAGUGCACAAGGAUUGUCUCACAAAAUGUAGGAGAGGUCUACCCGGUGAUUCAGGAUUCUGGACAGGAGACACCCAGAGGAACACCCGAAUCAGGCACCUCGGGGCAGAGCACUGACACAGAGUCUGGCUACCUGCAGAGCCACUCACAGCACAGUGUGGACAGGAUCUACUCGGCCCUCUAUGCCUGUUCCAUGCAAAAUGGCAGCGGGGAGCGCUCCUUCUAUAGUGGGGCUGUGGUCAGCCACCAUGAAACAGCCCUGGGUCUCCCUAGGGACCAUCACAUGGAAGACCCCAGCUGGAUUACCAGGAUCCAUGAACGAUCACAGCAGAUGGAGCGGUACCUCUCUACCACUCCAGAGACCACACAUUGCCGCAAGCAACCACGCCCUGUCCGAAUUCAAACAUUGAUGGGCAACAUCCAUAUUAAGCAGGAGAUGGAGGAUGACUAUGACUACUAUGGCCAACAGAGGGUGCAGAUCCUUGAGCGCAAUGAGUCUGAGGAAUGCACUGAGGACACUGACCAAGCAGAAGGCACUGAGAGUGAACCCAAAGGGGAGAGUUUUGACUCAGGAGUCAGUUCCUCCAUUGGUACUGAGCCUGAUUCUGUGGAGCAGCAGUUUAUGACUGGUCUGGGCAGGGAUGGACAGCAGGAACCUUCUCAAGCAGAUCAAAAUGAUAUCCCUGCUGAUGGCAGUCAGCCUCAGCAGCAGCAGCAGCAGCAGCAUGUGGAUGCCAACUCUUCCUCGCCAGAGAGAGGCAACGACGUUGAAAUGGACAGCAAAGGGCUCACAGUCAAUAACAGCACCGAAAAGGGGGCUUUGCAGCCUUCUGUCAACACAACUGUUGCCCAACCAUUGCCAACCACACAGAUCUACUUACGCCAGACAGAAUCCCUCACCAGCAAUCUGAGGAUGCCACUGACUCUGACCAGCAACACUCAGGUCAUUGGCACAGCUGGCAACACGUACCUGCCUGCCCUUUUCACUACACAGUCUGCUGGCAGUGGCCCUAAGCCUUUUCUCUUCAGCUUGCCCCAGCCCAUAGCUGGCCAACAGACACAGUUUGUGACAGUGUCCCAGCCUGGCCUGUCAACUUUCACUGCUCAGCUGCCAGCCCCUCAACCCUUGGCCCCAUCUGCGGGCCACAGCACAGCAGGUGGGCAAGGCGAAAAAAAGCCUUACGAGUGCACUCUCUGUAACAAGACUUUCACCGCCAAACAGAACUACGUCAAGCACAUGUUUGUACACACAGGUGAGAAACCCCACCAGUGCAGCAUCUGUUGGCGCUCCUUCUCUCUAAAGGAUUACCUAAUCAAACACAUGGUGACGCACACUGGCGUGAGGGCCUACCAGUGCAGCAUCUGCAACAAACGGUUCACCCAGAAGAGCUCCCUGAAUGUGCACAUGCGCCUGCACCGCGGGGAGAAGUCCUAUGAGUGCUACAUCUGCAAGAAGAAGUUCUCCCACAAGACCCUGCUGGAGAGGCAUGUGGCUCUGCACAGUGCCACCAACGGCACGCCUGGAGCCGCCGGCACCGGUGCCAGGGCCGUCCCCGCCGGGGUGGUGGCCUGCACAGAGGGGACCACAUACGUCUGCUCUGUCUGUCCAGCUAAGUUUGACCAAAUUGAGCAUUUCAACGACCACAUGAGGAUGCAUGUGUCAGACGGAUAAGUAGAAUCUCUCUCUCUCUUUGUUAUGAACAAAAAAAUAGAAACAACAACAACAAAAAGCUAUGGCACUAGAAUUUAAGAAAUGAUUUUUGUUUCAUUUUUACCUUUAUUUUCCUCUUUUUUUUUUUUUUUUUUUUUUUUUUUUUUUUUUUUUUUUUUUUUUUUUUUUUUUCCUUGCUGAUGAUUUGUUUUUUGCCUGCUGGUACAUUACAUUUCCGGAGGCUGGGUGAAUAAUAAUUUUCCCAGCCUCCCUUGGAUGGUGGCCUUAAGGCCAGGUAGUGCUUCACGAGCUCCACUGGUUGGAUCUCUAACUACUGGCCUCUAAAUACAACCCUUCUUUACUACAAAAAACAAACAAACAACAAAAAAAAAAAUCAUAAAAAAUCAAAAAACAGACAGAAAAAAUAAAAAAAAAAAGAUUUCUUUUUUCUCACUUGUGAAGAGCACUACAAAAAAAAAAAAGAAACAAAAUAUAUUACAAAAUCUACAAGGCCUACUGUCGUUAUAAGUACACCGCUCGCAGUGUUUCAAUGGACAUAAUUUCACAAUGCUGACCGCUUUUGGACUUCACAGUAUCCAGUUAGAACUGUGGAAUAUUUUGCUUCUGGUUUAGCAGCAACCAGAGGAACCAAGGCCCUGCUGGUCUCCACCACGUGUCUGCUUUCUCACACACACGCAUCCACAAACACACAAAAGGGCUGAGGGGAGUGCAAGGCAGUGUGGCUUGGAUAGUGUGGAGUCCCUGCAGGGUGAGGAAAAAGAAUCAGAGGUUCCUCACCUGGAUUCUGCUCCAUCCCACGCUCUCUGGCUCACCCUCCCCGCUGCUUUUCCCAUAUCAUCAUCACGUUACAGCAGAAACCAAGAAGAUUCAGACAACGAGCAACGGUGGCUUUUUUUGUAAAUUAUUCAGUGUCUUCGCUGAGCCCAGGGCCUCAGCACAAUCAAGAGGGACUUUCACAGAAGGCAAAGAGAAACACAGAGGAAAAUCAAAGAUAUCAGAGGUUGCAACCUAUGGAUCUAGGUACAAGAGAAGGGUUAGUUCCCACAAUCUUUGCAAAAAAAGAAAAAAAAAAAAAACAAAAAAGAAAAAAAAAACAAGUUGCAUCAGGAUUUAUUCUUGUGGAAGAAGGAGGAAUGGAAGGGUGGGCGGGGAUGGGAAUAAUUAAAGAAGAAAAAGAGUUCUUGGGACUUUUUUUAAUUCAAAAUUUUAUAGAGGGGGCAAAAGUAACGUUUACCAGAUAGAAUGCUGAUUUUUUUAAUAUAUUUACAACAGUAUUUGUGUAAAAAAAAAAACAAAAAGUGAGAUUGUUAAAGUAAUUUCUCUUUUUUUUUCUGUUUGUUUUCUUUUUUUGUUUUGCGUACACUGCCACUAAUAUCUUCUCUUUUAUUAUAUAUAUGAAUAUAUAUAAAUAUAUAUUUUAUUUUAAAUUGAGACUGUUAAGGUUAGCUAACCUGCUUCCAGAUAGACGGGGGAGGGGAGAUGAUCUUGAUUUUUAUUUUAAAAAAGAGGAAGGAUGUUUCUUAAUUUUUAUUUUUAUUUUUUUUUCCGAGUAUUAUUUCUCUCUCUUUCUCUCUCUCUCUUUUCUAAUGGAAUCAAGAAUUACCUGGGUCGAUGAGAGGCUCUGUGAAGUCAUCUGUGGGAUUAUCUACUAGAGUUUGUGCAUCCUGCAGUGUUGGUUAUACUUCUGCUUUGUUUUUGAUGUAUGUGGUUCUCUUUUGGCUCUUACCAAGGUUCUGUUAUUUCUGGUUUUGAUUCCAUCUCAAAAUUUAUUUCCACUGAAGGGAGAUUCCUUUUGAGAAAGAGAUUUUCUCUCAGUGUUCCCUCGGUUUUGGGGAUGGUUGAAUUUGUAGUCUUUUUCUUGUCUUUCUUCAUUUUUGCAAAUGUAUUAGAAGUUUUGGAAGUAUGUAAUAACUAGGAUUCCCCUUAUUUUUGGUCACUGGACGAGAAUUAAUACGCUGCAUUGUUCUCUCAUCCCUGCCUUGCUCGCUAGAGAGCUUCCAUAUUUGUAUGGGAAUCUGAUCCUUCCCCUGGUAGUUUGUGCUGAUGCCAAAAUGACUUAAAACGUUACCAUUGCGUAUAACCUUCUUCAUUUGCAAAAAUUCUAUCUUAAGGGCCACAUCCCACAUUCUCUGCAUAUGCAAAGCUAUGCAAGGAAUGUAGGAUCAGUGUGAAAGGUUGAUUCCUGAUCUGCAUAUAUGUGUUGGUGUAUUGUAUUUUGUUUCAUUGUAUUUGGGCUAGUGAUCUCCCUAGUCAUCUUAUGUGUAUCUGUGUGAGAAUUUUCCCCCAAAGCCAACUCCCAAAGUACGUGGGUCCUUAGUUCAGUUGGAUCAGAGUCUGACACUGUCUUUGUCUUGCUUGAAAUCCAUAGCUAGGAUUUGCACCAGCUGCACUCUGGACUUUAUAUUUUAGGCAGAGAAGAAGCACCUAACAAAAAAUAUGCAAAAAGGAAAAAAAAAAAAAAGAAAAAUUUUUAGUUUAGCUUUUACUUGCGUCUAUACUUAAAUUAAGCUUUCUUAAGUUUACGAAACUUUGCUUGUGAACUCUGAGCAAUUCACAUGAGACAUUCUUUUAUGCUGGACAACUUUCUAAAUACUGAAUCAAUAGGAUUACACAUAAAAUGUGUGAUCUUUACACCUGCAGCUUCUGUAUUCAGCACAAGUAACUCCAUUGCUACAUUCUAGGCCUGUUGCAUUUCUGACUUUUUAUAGGGAAAAAUAAUGGCACAUACUUCAGUCUCGGAAUCUUUCAGUAACCUGCAAGGUAUUGUUCAGCAGAUCCUAAGUGUCGAAGGCCUGAUUCUCACUUGCACUAGACAGCGUAAAGAGACUUUGGGAUGAGUGCCAGAGCAAAUGAGCCUUUUAUGUGGUAACGUCUUUUUUGUCACCAGUUUCUUCAGGUAGUUGAAGGAUUUUCAAGAGGUAUCUUCACGUUGUUUUCAUGACCACACUGGUAAUAUCAGUGCUGACCUGUAAAGCUAGAAGUGAAAAGACUAAGCCUAAGACAAAGAGGAAGAACUAGUAUCUGCUGUGUGAAGGCAGACUAAAUCUGGAAAUUCAGGUUGUAGAGACCAGGGUGGGUAAGAUUAUAGAAUGAUGAGCCUAUACAAAAUGAUUUAAAGGCGUUUCUGUGAGGAAAGUUAGGCUCGUUCGUUCCUUUGUUAUUCUGAGAUCUUUAGUAUUGAAAUGCGUUGUGCUCUCCAGUUUGAAGAAUUAAUGCAUUUUGCCUGGCUUAAAAAUUUGUAGCUGUUCAUUUGCCAUCUGAGGUCUGGGGAAAAGCUGUUUAAUUUGCCACUGUUCAAUCUGGUCAACUAUAGUCUAAAUGUAGCCUAUUAUGAAAUACGAUUCUGAUACCAAAAGAGAUACCCAUACACAGUAAGUAAGAAUCAAGGUUUACAUCCAGCAAAAUCCUAAUAAUAGUUUAGAGUGAGAAGUCCUAUCCAAAUUUUAAUUCUUAAAUUUUCAACCUUUCCUAAAUGAAAAAAGCAUCAUGUUUGAAAUGCAAAUUUAUUACAGGGCAUUAUCAAUUUAAAGUCAAUUAAAGAUCAGUUACGAAUGAAUGAAUGUUGCCAAUUAAAAGUAAACUCCUUGAAGUAAAGCCAAGGGAUAUAAAUUGAAUUCUAAAUCACUUGACAGAAAGCUUAGGCCAAGGUCUUCGCUAACAGAAAUAUAAACAGAUUUUGUCAAAUGUCUAGGCUCAAAAAGCAGUGGCUAGAGUUUGUAAAAUAUGGAGCUGGAAAUGCUCAUCAGGUCACUUAUGUAUUUAAGCACCCCUCUGUGAACUUAGGAGCUCAAACAUAGAUCCCUUUGUCUUUUAAAAUGUUAAAUUAUUUUUAGUAAUGCUUCCUUCUGACCAUAGAAAUAUUUGUGUACUAUGUGAAAACAACUACAGUAGCUGAUUUUUGCAAGUAUUAUUCAGCUACAUGUAUUGCUAGGCCCAGUGAUCUACAAACUGCAGUUGACAGUGUUUAGGUGCAUCUGUCUCAGUAUGCUCAAAGGGUUUCCUUCAAAGCACCUAAUAAAAUUACAUAGGUGAGCAAGAGUGGACAGUAACACGCAUCCCUUUGAUGUGUGAAACACACAACAUCCUGCAUUCCUUGAACCCGAUUCUCACUUUCCCUAAAGCUCUCCUUAUUUUGCUUCAAGCAAUGGAAAAUGGCAUCAAAUGGGGCACAAAUUCACAUGUAGAAAUGAAGGCUUGUCUACACUGCAAAAGUGGAAGGAAGUUGUAGGGGAAAUGAGAGGUAAGUGCCUUCUCGUACUGCUGCUGAGGCUGAUGAAGUCAAUUGAAAAUGCAGGGACAGCCACAGCAGAUUCACCCUGUGGACCACCUCUCUUGGUGUUCUGUCUCUAAGACUCAUGUUGGAUAAUUACAAAGUAGUAAACAUAAGGGAAAGAUUUUCUAUAAUCCCUAUUAGAUAUGUAUCUGCUUAUAACCUGAAGACAUAGUGAUUGAUGGCCUUAACCUUUUUUUCCCAUAUAAAAAUUGCAUAUUGUGGCAGAUAAUUCUCAUUAUCCUAUAAAGAUCUAGCUUAUUAAUUGAUAGAUGGCCCCACUGCUAUCCUAUGGAAAUGAGUUGCUCCAUGUAAUUACUGCCUUACAGAAAAAAAAAAAUCAUUUUCUGGUUAAAUUUGUGUUUGUUCAUUGAAACACCGUUGUUCUUGUAUCCUGUGAAAACAUAAAUCAGAUGACCAAAAUUUGUCUUCUCUUGCCCAUUCCCCUGAAGCCUGCCUCUCUCUGGGAAAUCUGAAUCCACAAGGAAUGCAGGACCAUGAGAUCAGUGUCUACUGGUCAGAAAGGAGAUAACAGCUAGCAGCUCUGUGUGUGUGUAUGUGUGUGUGUGUGUGUGUGUGCGCGUGUUGGGCAUGUGCAUCUGUGAGGUUCUCCUACAAUAUUUCUUGCAGAGGCACAGAAAGAACAGCUCUUACAUAAUCAGAAAAUAACAAGAGAGUACACCAGUAUUUAGACAUUGUAUUACGAGCAUUUUGAGCUCAUCACUUCUCUCACAAAACCCACAUUAAUCAUCUCUCUUAAGGGAAACAGAUGUAGAUGUGUUGCAGGAGCUGCUUGGAACAGCAACUGUCUUGCUUCCACUAGACCCACUUCUGGCCCAAAUUCACAAUACACUAACGGAGAGAAGUAUCAUUUUCAUCCAAAGAAAAGUUGAUUAGUAAACCACAUCAGCCCCCUUGUUUCUUACUGACCCCAGACUGACUGAUUUCAGUCAUCUUUAAGCUGCUCACUGAAAGCUGGAUUGUUCAUGUAGUGGAAGAACAGAUCUCUUUCCUUUAGUAGUAUUCUAGCAUGUUCUGCCUCUCUUAGUAUAGAAAAUAAACCUUGCAGGGGGAAGGCACAAAACAUACUCUUUGCAUAAGCACUGAGUCCAAUCCAAAAACAUUUCAAAUAUAACCAGACCUCCAGUGUGCUUAUGACUAUGACCCUUUCAACAGUCUUAUGGUAAGGUAAUCCUGCAGCUCUCAUUGCUCAAGAAGACUUUCUACUCAAAAAGAAGCAUAGAAUCAAUUUAGUACCUGGUGACUAUUCUCUCAAGAAAAACAAGACCUGGAUAAUCCCACCCUUUCGAUUCUGCAUCCAAAUCCUCUGAUCUGUUGAAAGACCUAACCUAACUGAAACAGCAUCUCAUCAGCCUAAAGCAAAAUAGCUACCUUUCAUUCACAUUCUUUGAUUUGUUGUUAAUGUGACAGCCUGUGAAGGAGAUGUAACCUGAUGAGAACUUGACUUGGAGAGGUUCUGAGCCUCCUCAGCUUCCAAGGGGCUUGUCACUCGGUGGGAUUUAGCCCCUGCUAAAGAAUGACUUAAAAAAGAAACCCCAGAAAAUGUUACAUCUCUAGUCUUGACUUUGUAGAUGCAAUGAAAGCCCUUCCUAGUGCAAUACAAGCAGUAAAUAAGUUGAAAUAAGGAGGGAAAAAAAAAUCAUGGAGAAAAAAAAUAAGAAGCCUACCAUUGGGGGUGGAAAGGUCUUCCAAAAACCUGGUCAGUUUGGAUUUUAACCUCCCAGUUUGCACAUUUGUCCUUAACUAAAGCAAAGAGCAGUGAAAUACUUCUUUGGGAAGUGAAUAUGCUGCGGCUACAAACACAGUUGCUUAAAACAGAAAUGCAUCUGGACGGUGGAGUGUUGUUAAGUAUUGUAUACGUAGCAGAGUUCUAUACAAGGCAUUUUCUUCAUAUGAAGUGUAUCUCGUGUUUUCUUGUAUGAGAGGGAAGCAAAGAAGUAAAGUGAUUCCAGGUGUUCUCUUUACACUGGAUGUUGUUUCCAGCUGUUUCUUACCUUUUGUUACAUCUGUGGGUUUGGUCCUCUUCCUGAGUCAUCCUGUCUUUAUCAAGUUGGUUGGCAUCAGCUCCCUGUAAAACACUGGUGGAUAAAUCCUGCUCCUACCCCAAAUUAAUAACACGAGCAAAAGGCUGCAUACUUCAUUCAUCUAACUUUGUGGUGAUUUUUGCCAUGUUCUGCUGCAACAGAACAACUGAGGAAAGUGCAUAGCUUUGUUAGAUGCACGCUGUAGUGCUCAGCUGUCUGUUUCUGCAGUGUCCUUUUCUUACAAAAUGGAUAGGCAAGUUUCUGAGGUCUAUACAUCUAACUAGGCAUCUUUUCUAUUUAACUUUGCUCCUUUUCUUUUUGUCACCUGGAUAUUUCCAUGUUCUUUGUUGACAGCUGCAGAGUUCCCUAAAAGUAUCCCAUGUGGAAGAUCUACUGUCUACUGACUAGAGGGGAGCAGUGCAUUGAGGAAUAAGGACUGCAGUCAUGUAACUGCCCUGAAACACAACACAGCUUAUUUCUCAUUCUUCCCCUGAAGUCUUUUUCUUGGUUUUCAUUUGUUGUGCAGUCUGUUGGAAUCUAUGGGAUCUCUGAAUAAAACCAAAUUAUAUGUCCUCUGUGCACAUGUGCAUGCAGAUAGAUGUGUGAGUGUGCAUGUGUACGUGUGCAUGUGUAGCUAGGUAGCUAGCUAGCUCUGGAUCAGGAAGGGGUUCCAAUGCAACAGCAGUCACAUUAACUGUGGAACACUGACAUAAAUCUGUAGUCCACUACUUAAACAGCAUACAUGCACACAUAUUUUUGGCUAAUGCACUUGGUUGGCCAAAUGCACUUAUCUAGAUAUUUGCCCAAAUAAAAUGUUUGCCUCUGUUCAAAACUAGACUCCCAGACCUGGCCCAGUGUAUUUUUGCUAAUACCUACUCUGAGGGAAAAGAUGAAAUGUGCCUCUUGGACACUUAGCUACAAUAUAAAUAAAGCUGUGUUGCUCAGUAGGUUUUGCUGGCUGAAGUGAGCAGCCAGGGGACUGGCAGCUCUAGGGCUGUAUUGUUGAGCUCAGUCCCUCAUUUCCACUGAAUUUCACAUUCACCUAACAGGGGAAUAAAAUGCAAAGAACAAAAACAAACUAACUAAACCACCCAUAAUCUAACAUUCCUCUUUGUCUGCAUUAAAAAGGAUAGUAAAAAAUUAUCAAGUCAUUGAACAGUUAGCAGUACAAUUGAUAGGUUCUAAAAUAAUCUCUUGUAUCCAGAGACCCAUAUGAAACAGCUCUUUCCCCACCUCAUAUACUCUGCAACAUCUUGGCUAUGAAUAUCUUUGCAAAUAAUAUGAAUAAGGUAAUCAGAAUGUACAGCCACUAAUAAUUACCUUUCCUGUAGUCUUUGGCAGAGCCUUUUGAGGAACAUCUUUAACGUGUCAAGAAGACUGGUAGAUUAUCAGGAGGAGAAGGAAUUGGUCGGUGAGCGUAGUUAGCAUGUAUUCCACGAGAAGUGAAGGAUCUCUGGAACACAUUUUGCUCUCAUUUCAUUAGCAGGAUGAAUCAGUGUGUUAAACUACAGCUGCCUACUUUGGUAUUGUGUGGCCCUGAAGUAGCUUUUUAUUCUUUCUAUUCUGGAAUUCUUUUGUCAUUGUCACAUAAAGGGUAAUUGAUGAUUUGAGGUGUUGGUUUUUGUUUUAUUUUUCCUUUCCUUUUCACUCCUACAAAGUUGAGUAAACGUUAUUCCUUUUCUUAUAUUGGUGGCAUUUCCCUUCCUCGUUUGAGUAAGAUGAUAAAUGCAACAGUUUUGGCUGGAUGAUUUUGGGGUGAGGUUUUCAUUUUGGUUUGGGGUUUUCCUUUGGUUAAAUGUACAUUGUCUCUCUAUAGUCAAAAUGUCUGUGACUGUAACAGUAUGUAUUUCUUUUACUGGAGAAAAUAGACUUUUUGGUUUUUGUUAACAGUACUAGUGACUUUGUGGAAAAUGACAAGUUGCUAUUUAGAUCUGCUUAGUAAGUACAGUACACUACAAUACAGUAUUUCUGAAAACUAGAACAUACAGUACACAAUAUAUAUAGCAAUUCUAUAUCAAUAUAUAUACAUAGUAUAAUCAUUUAACUUUUGCAUCUGCCUAUGAUCAUAGAAUAUUUUCACAUUUAUCAUUCACAACCCAACCAACAGCUGCAGCUACUUGAAGCAUUUAACAAUCAUUAUUACAGCUCUAUUGUGCUUUUUCAUAUUAUUUGCUUCUUUAUUGUCUUUACAAGUAUUUUUUUUUCAGGCUUUUAAAAAUCUCUAUGUAGCAAGAUGUAGGAAAGAAAUUUCUUAUGAAAAGGUAAAACAGUAUUAGGUUCUACAAAAAGUUAGAUGUUGUUCCCUGCUAUCCCUCUAAUAUCAGAAGAACAAUUAAUCAGGAUGAUUAAGAUUACCUAUUUGCUCUCUUCAAAGAUGUCCUAUUGUUUCAUUUGCAAAAGCAUCUGUCAGACUUUCCUCUUCCACUACCACCAGCCUUGGAGAAAGAUGCCAGAAGUGAUCCUUCACUCUUUCCAAAUUCUAUUUCUUUUGAAGUUUUAUGAUUUCCUAAAAUUCUUCCCCCACCAAGAAGAAGAAAUACAAUUCUUUUUAACCGUCGUUCUGAAUGUGGCCAGUGGAGUUUGACAAGGAUUGGGUACAAAACACCUCCGUCCACUGCUAUUAAUAUAUUCCAAUUAGAUUUUCCAUAUCCACUUGAACAUUUCUUUUUCAAAGGGCAACACCUCCCUGAAGUUGGGAGCUUCAGUUUGAAAGUUUCCCAAGGUUGCCUAUGUCAUCUUCCAGUUGGUUCUGAGCUUUGAGUCGGACCUAUUUGGGUUUCUCCAUGGAGCUGCUGAAAAAAUGUCACUAGGGCUAUUUCAACAUCUGAACAGCCCAGAAGAAACUGAUUAACACCCAAACAUAGUGCCUUGGGGUGUCCUUUCCCUGUUCUCAGAGCAGAUCACACAGGCAGCGAGUCUAAAUCCAGACUUUGUGCAAAUCCAGACUUAUGAGCUUGGAAAUUUGUUUGCUUUUCCAGUUUGACUGCAUCUCAGCUGAUCUUUAUUCUUUUGGUCAGUAACAUUAAUUCGAGAUGGAAAUGUGUAAUAUCAAGUGGACGAGUCGUGGAGGAGGUAUUCAUUGUAUCCCAUUUCUUCCAACUGUAAGGACUGGAAGAAAUGAGAAAUGGUCACACAGAUUAUGAACUGUGCUUUCAUUGAGAAUGAAAAAAAUCUGUGUCACUGCAAAUCAAUAAACUUAAAGUUGAUUUUGGAGUGAGAGGAGAGGGAAAGUUUUUUCUAUGCCACCUUUUGGUGUCAUAGUGUUAGAACUUCAAGCACAGGAGUCAUCAGGAGCUGGCAGUCUUUACAGACUCCUGCCAUCUGCCAUCUGCACUUACAUGGAGGCCACUACCGCAUCCUUUUUCUUUCUACACGCAGUUUAAAAGUCAUGGUCUUCCAGCAGUGAUUUCUAGCUCUGGCUUGUCUUUAUACUGUGUAUAUCCAUUUGUGAGGGAAGGAAGAGACUACUGACUUGCCCUAUAACACAACAGAUUAUUUUGGUCCCCUUAAGCCAAAAAGGUGCCAUUUCCCAAAUUAAUUUCGGUUAGCUGCUGUGACAGAGUGCUGAUUCAGUGGUCCAUAAUUUCUGACCGUGGUCUUUGCCUUUUCCUUUGACUCAGUGCUAAAUCAUACAUAUUUUAGUAGAGAGUGUUCUCACUUCACUGAGAAUGCCUGGUCAUUUAAAUGGCUGCAUACUCAUUCCAUGCUUCCCCUGCUAAUCCUUUGUAAGGUUCAGUAAUUCAUGUAGGAUAAUGACUAGUUAAUAUGUUUCUUGAUUUAACUUCCUCAUUGCCUUUUAUUUUUCCUAAUGCUUUUUUAAGCACCACCGCUCAUUUUGCAUCUUAUACAGUUUACAGUUUAUAUUUUUAGGCUAAGAAGUGGUUUUACAAACAGGAUGGUACCAAACAGGUAGAUUAUCCACACUAGAGAUUGUACUUUUAGAAUGCAGUGUGUACAGAUACAAUUGCCUAAGGGAAAGUGAAACUAACAAAAUAAUCAGCUGGUGAACACUAUUUUAACAUAUCUUUUACAUAAAGGAUAGUCAGUCAUUUGUGAAUCCAGAAAUCUUGCUUUUUUGUACACGUAUCCUUUCUUUUUCAUUCUCUGAAGAAACGCUAACCUUGAGAAUCAUUAUGUUCUACAAACUUGUAUGUGCACAUUUUCUGUUUUUCUGAAGAGAGAGAAAACAGAAGGUGAUACUGGCUUUGCAGUUUUCUAGUCUUGCAUUGGAGACUUGCCUUGAAUUGCAUAAAUAUUAAGGGAAGACUCUAUCCAAGUAUUAGCUUUAUCCUAUUAUAUGGUUCUCAUUGUUGUUUUCUGUUUCCAUCUCCUCGUUGACCAAGUAGAUCUCCUGGGCUAAUGCAAGCCAUAUUUCUGCAGAUCAUAGCAUUACUAUUCAGCUCCCUUCUGCACUCCUUAUCUGUUUAUUACGGCUUUUGAGGAACGCGACAGUGGAAGCAGGUAACACUGUCACCACAAGAGGGAGAACGUUGUACUAAGAGAGCACUACCGUGUACUACUGUGCGGGGACAGAAAGGGAUUCUAAAGCUCUAAUCUGCAAGGCUGAAUAAGAGGAGGGUCCCUCUGCCUUGGGGGAGCUUGUGCCAAAGACUGGGGGAUCUUCCAAGAGAGAGGAGUGUUAGAAAUCCAUACAAGGGACUUGCUCUUCACCCACUCCACUUAGAGAAAAAGACUGAAUUGUCAGCAUCUGCUGCUGCUCUUUUUUAUUUGUAUAUGACUAUCUUUAGCUUUUUAAAAUGUAUAGUUCCUGUUUAUUGAUGGGAGAGGUGUCACUGUUUUAGUUUUUGGAGUCAGAACUAAAUUAGUUCACAAGUAUCUUCAACAAGUUUCAUUGUCUUUUGGGGCGUCUCCUUUUUCCUUUGACAUAAUACCAGAAUGUAGACUGGAUUUCUGUGAAACUCAGGAUCCUUUAAAUCUUUGAUUUAUUCCCAGUUCCAUAUAUAAUGAGCAUUCAGUCCCUUGGAUCCCUGCUCCAAAGUUCAGAUUCAAAGAAACUCUUACACUGCAGUGAUACGAGAAAAAACCUGUGGUUUUCCCUAUGCUCCAUUCCUAAUCAGCUUUUGUUGCUAAAUGUAAGAUACAGAGGCUGCUCAGUUCAGGCCAGAUGUCCUGUAUAACCUUCUUGUCAGCAUCAGAGAGGUCUGUACUUAAUCCCCAAAACAGAAUAGACUGAUGCUUUCUGGGCCAAAUCCUGCAGACAUGACUUGCAGACUCUUUUGUUGACUUUGUGCAUCCUAUCAGACUGGGAAAGCAUACUUAGUCCUAAAGAAGAUCAUAGUCCUAAGAACUAAUUUCAUAUACAUCCUUUAAGAUGUCACAGGACUGUUCCCCAUAGCUUAGAAUGUUCCUGCCCAAGGUUUUCACUCUUCCUAAAACUGACUUAAGAUUUGAUUUCAUUCUGCCGGGCAGAUUUUGCCAUUUUUAAGGGCUCUGCGAUUAACGGGACUGCUUCUUGCUGGGAGGCUCAAUGAAAAGAAUUACACAGAAUACAGGGCAGGACAACCACUUCCCAUUGAAUAACACAUUGUGUAUUGGUUUUUGUCCAUAAAGUCAUAAAUAGCCUUGAGUCCUUCAUGCCACAAGUACACAAGUACAGAGCCUCUUUUGAUUGGUGAUAGCAUGUUAAUCUUAAAUAAUUAAACAGGAGGCCACAACAGCUAGUUUAGAUAUAUGAUACACAGCAGUUGCUUUUCCCUAAUUUGCAGCAUUGUUGUGUCACUUUUCUAUUACUAGAACAAUGUACAAGCACUUGGGGUGUAAAUGAGAGCUAUGACCCAUGAACAUUGCAGCAGUGAUGUGAGUUAAAUGAUUCUACAUUUCUGGCUAUUUUACCCUUAGGCUCUCUUGUGGUACCUUGUUCUGUAAUCAUUUGGGCGAAAUAAAAAUGUUUAUUUGUGAUGUCUGAUUAAAAUAACCCAAAAUUCAGAGAAUACAUAAUGUUUUUCUUUAGACUUCCUUUAAAAAAACAUAUGAUUGCAUCUUGUGUGCAGGAGAAUGGAUGGGAGCCCGCAUAGUUUGGCACGAGCUUGCCAUUUUAGUGAACUGGACACCCUCAAAAUACAGUCAAUAGAGCAAAAUUCAUUGCUGGUGGUUAUACUGGCUAAACUGAUGUUUAUAGACCUUACAGAAGAGCUAGCGAGUAUUACCUGUUUUGUGUCUUGUGCAUUCUUUGACAUGGGACACACUGCUAUGGCUCUGCACCCACGGACAGAGGGUUUAGAUGCUUGGCCCCUUCCCAUAGUUAGCAAUUCAGUUGUGGUCUCUAUUUUUUCUGACAUUCUCAUUGCUAAAAAGUAAACAGCAAGUAUCCUCAUGACCUGGCAUUUUUCUGCUUUGGAGAUGAAUAUUUAGGAUUCUCACACUCUUAAUUAGACUCUUCUUUAACUCCUUGCUUCUUUCUGUGCUUUUGAAGCCCUUCUAAUCUUUAGAAUGAAACAGAGUGUAUCUGUGUGUCUGACUUGAGGACAUGGUUCUUCUGUUUCUGCAAGAGAAAGAAAAAGGAGGAACAUGUUUCUCAUUUAUGCUUUGGUUUAUUUGUUGGUGUUUGCUUUUGUUUACGUUCUAGGUAGGCUGCAAUAUUCAACAAGGAACUGGGAGUGGGAGAAAAGGGAGAAGGCAUGAGAAAGCAUGUGCCUGAGCCUAGAUAAAGUAUCAUGCAAUAUUACUCUACAUACUGAGCAGCUGUAGACAGACUUGUACAGCAGCAGCAGGAUUGCCCUAGUAUGAUUCUCUUUCUAUACAUUUCCCUUUCUUCCUCUUCCUCCCCCACUGUGGCCUCUUACACUCUUUCAGAGGUUCCCCACACUCCUUUCUCUCUGUUAUGAGUGUUAGAUGGAAGUUCUUGUGGCUGUCCAAACAGAUGUUAAUCUCCAAGUACUGGUGAAACCCCCGUUGUCUUUAUUGUGUCUUUUCCAAGUGAUACCUUAGUGAAUGGCAAGCCCUGGCAGAUGUUGUUUUGUUGAAACAGAUCAAUGAACUAGGGGAGACAUAACCUGAUUGGGAUCUGGUAACCUACUCGCCUUUGUUAACUUCAUAAUAUUUUCCUACGUAUUUUCAGUUUUAGGUACGUAAAAGCUUAUAUGCCUGUCAUUAAAAUUCCUGCUUUUCCCACCAUAGCUCUAGAAGAGCUAUGAAAAAAAAGUCCUUUAUAUAUAUUUUGUGUGUAUUUGAAAGGUGAGGGAGGAAACUUUUCCAUGCACGUGUGACUCUGCGUGCGAGGGUGAAAACUGAAGUUAGUGUUGAUCUGUCCAUUUGUUUUAGGGCGGCCAGAGAGCUGCCACUUUGAGAAGUUGAUUGCACUACAGAACCUUAGCUUGGGCACUGUUAAAAUGAAGACUGUAUAUUGGGAACAGGGAAGUUGUUUGUUUUUUUGUUGUUUUUUUUUUUGUUUUAUCCACACUUACACAUGCCCUUUGCAAGGCGUACCCUUGCAGAUUUUGCAUCUGACAAGCUUGUGUAAAACCACUACUGACCUUUUUGCUGUAUCCAUUUAGUUCUCUCUUCUUUCUGCAGUCCCCAGAAAAUGUUGUCUCGUUUCCAUUUUCAGUCAUUUGGUUUCUUACGUUUUUGAUAAUUAUCCUGUCUACUCAUGAGAUCUCUGUAUUGAGCAGGAGGAGGAGAGAAAUUGAGGCAUGUGAAAGUGUGACUGGGAGACUGCAAAUCCCCCUUUGUUUGGGGGCAUUCAUAUACUUUUACUGAGAGCUGAUUUCUUGGGGGUUGGGUGGGGUGGGGAGGGAGUUUGUGCUUUUUUGGUCUGGAUAAGGCUUUUUAUUUUUGCACUAAGUAUGACUGCACUGCACUGCAUUGCACUACUGAAAUGUAUUUACAAGUGGUGGGAUUGGAAGGGGCCAAUUAAGCAGGAAGGGAAAGGAGAAAGGGAUGGGCACAGAAAUCAGAUGUAUCACAGACUUGACCAAGUUGAAAGAUAUCUGGGGGUAUCUGUACUUUAAGAAAUUAGUCAGACACUGAGAUAGCUGUACUGGGUAGCUUCUGUAAUAAGUAAAUGAAUAAAGAAAUAUGAGUAACAAAAAGCACUAUAGCAAAAACAGAAGAGGCAUCACAGGAUUCAGAGCACUGUAGAUCUUUUUCCCAUAUUUUAAAGAGUGUUCCUUGUGGCUAUGAAAGAGUUAAGGGGCCUACUUAGCAUAAAUCUAGAGUAAGGCGCUUCAAUUUGAAAAUACCAGUUUCUAGUUUAAAAUCUGCUCAGGAUCUGCCUUGUCAGAUGGGAUCUUUUUAGAGAGAUUCGGCUGUGAUUAGUGUCCCUUGGGUGUAAGUAUGAUCUCCCAGCUCAAGAAGUGAAGCCACAAAGCAAGCUUACCAAAGGGGAAGGUCACUGGAAAAAAAAAAAAAGAAAAAAAAAAAAGCUCUUUUUUCAAAGGUUGUUAUGGGAAUGGUGCAAUAAAGUCAUUCUGAACACUCAAUCAAAAGUGUUCCAGUCAAGCCUUUGGGGCAGAAGGAGCAGGCAGGACAAGUGGACAAGGAAGUGUGAUGUAGAAUUCAGUGUAAUAAGGAAUAAUCCUGGUUGGACAAAGAUGCUCUCAGGCAUUUUUAGAUCUCCAGUCUGAUCUCUCUACUCAAACAAACAGUAAAGCAUGGGAAAGGCUUCUGGCUGGAAACAAAUGGAAUUCAUAGCAUAGUGUUUUUACAAUCAUGAUUCAUGGUGGCCUGUAUCUUGGUCCUCAACCCUUUAGCAAGGAUAAUAGGAGAAAAAAGAAAGCAAUGGCAAUGUGCAGCAAGGUCCAUCUCUGCUGUAGCUUGUUGUAAUCUAUAAACUCUAAAAUGUUUGUUUUGAUCUCUUCAGUAAAAUUAUAAUUACAACUUUUUCCAGAAGAUAGAGUCAUAAAUAAUGCUCUGUAUAACAACUAGGAGAGGAGUGUAAAACAUGAGGGCAUCUGCAGUUGCAGGGGCCACCUGUCUAAUGUGCACAGAGGUUUUUUGAACAAAAGAGAGGAGGCAAGCAUCCUGUUCCUAAGGAAAGCCUACAGUAAUUGCGUGUUCAAAAGUCUUUUCAUGCCCCGAGUUUAUCUGUAGGCCUGAAGCUAAGACCUUUUGGCAUCCUUAGUAUCAAAUAGUGUAGGCCUUACACAGAGCUGCAAAGUGCAGAGCUAAUUGUUGCUGGUCAUUGUUGGGCUGCCUCAUUCAAGAAAAGUAGCAAGAACUGGAGGAAAAUAAUAUACCUGAGGCUGGUCCUGGGUGAGAUGAGCAAGCCUGUCUGGAACCAGAAGAAAAUUAAUAGUUAAGAAUGUGUCUGUCUAAGAAACUCUGAGACUUCCAUUUUUGGUUAGAUUUCAUCAGUCCUGGCUUGGGAGUGCCAGAAGAAAACUGGAGAUAACCCCUGAUAUGGUGCCAGGUGAACUAUUGAAUGGCUCUUCCCUCAGGAGCAGGCAAUUCAGUGGAACACGUGGUCUCUUUCCAGUCCAUCUGUGGGAAUCCUGGAAGGCCGCCUUCCAGUAACGAGGCAGAGGUCACCCAACGAAAGCACAGUACGUUUGAGAGCCAGCAUAAUACAGUGUCUGGAGAGCACAUUUCAUUUGUAAAGUGGCAUUUGCUUCCAUGUGAGUGGUUAUAGCUACAGGUUCAUGAUAUGGGAGGGAAUCAAGUCUUGUCUACUGAGGUUAGUUCAGGUUAUGAGCCAAUACUCCCCCUCCUAGGUUAGGUGAGUUUUUGUUUUGUUUUCUUGUUUAAAGCAACUGCAUAUAUUGCUACUGUCAGAGUGGAUUUGCGUUGUCAAAGAGGAAUAGCGGACUACUCCCCCCAAAAAAUGAAGCUGAGGGUUUACUGAGCCUGCUGUGUCCAGAGUGCCUUUCCUGCUGUGGUAAAAUAAAGAACUUCUGUAGUUUGAGCUGUUCUGGCUGACUGAUUGCUGCAUACUCCUCCCUUGUGGGGUGACCUGAUGUCAGCCGUGUUUGGACAAGGAGAGGAACACUGCAUGCUUGCAAUGCUGUGAUAAGAUGCCAUUUGCACUAGUUUGUUUUGUUGUUUUUUUUUAAAGUACUGCGACCUGAAGAAGUGGGCUUUGAGCCAUGCACAAAUUUGAAUUCAGACUGUUUAAACCUAGUUCCUUCUGACUCAGUUUCAAUAAAACCAAUCCCAUCCAUGUAAAGAAGAACCAAACCACUUUUAAAAGCCACAUUCCAGCCUCUGUUCCUGUUCGGUUACAGCUCUCAGCCAGAUCAGUUCCUGGAUGUAUAGUUGUACAGUGAUUGUAUAGCUUUACAUGGCUUUUAAACAGGUUGUUCCUUUUUAUGUGGUCAGUUUGAGACAAGUUUAACUGAAAAUACGUUUAAAUAUAGCACAAACUCGGUUCUUUCAGCAUGGUACUAAGGCCCCACAUAAGACAGUGCUUGACUGAGAAACCAAGGAUAACUUGAGGUUCAUUUUAAGAAGCCAAAACAUAAGUUGUUGAUUAGAGAUGCCACAUAACUUAAUGCCCUAUUUUUUUCUCCAGAUGGAGAAACACUAACUUCCAUAAUUCGCCUCCAUAUGUCAUCCUGCUUCAUUGUUGCACCUUUUCUCUUGAAUGAAAAUCACUUUGGCCAGUGGGCUAGAUCCAAAACAGAACUUCCCUUUGCUGUUUGAUAGCUAGUUUCUGUAUGUUCCUUUGCUAGACACUGACAAGCACUACUGAGGAUCACCUUGAGAAUGUGCUGGGUCUGCGUGGCUUCGUUUCAGUUCAGUAAGAUUCUAGUGAUGUUUUCAAUGUUAUCGUAAGUGUGUAGCAUACCCUUUAAGAAAAUACUAUGUUUCAGAAGUUCCAGUG
Messenger RNA from Coturnix japonica (Japanese quail), 20443 nucleotides. RefSeq names its product zinc finger and BTB domain containing 20 (gene ZBTB20). Gene Ontology annotation, biological process: regulation of transcription by RNA polymerase II. Gene Ontology annotation, molecular function: DNA-binding transcription factor activity, RNA polymerase II-specific; RNA polymerase II cis-regulatory region sequence-specific DNA binding; protein binding. The record is from RefSeq and is a predicted model, not a curated record. Lineage: Eukaryota; Metazoa; Chordata; Aves; Galliformes; Phasianidae.